Molecule: messenger RNA, 1089 nt
Organism: Nicotiana tabacum (common tobacco)
Lineage: Eukaryota; Viridiplantae; Streptophyta; Magnoliopsida; Solanales; Solanaceae
Source: RefSeq, a predicted model, not a curated record
AUGUUUAUUAAGUUGGUGACUGGUGAGUGCAACCUCAAUGAGGUUUGCGCUUACGCGCCGCAAGCGGGCUUGGAUGAGGAGGUUAAGAGGCACUUUUGGGAGGGUUUGGACGAGAUUGUGCGCAGUAUUCCACCUACUAAAAGGUUAUUUAUUGGAGGGGAUUUUAAUGGCCAUAUUGGGUCAGCUGCUGGUAGUUAUGGCGAGGUGCAUGGCGGCUUUGGCCUUGGGGUUAUAAACGGAGGAGGUACUUCGCUGUUAGACUUCGCCAAGGCUUUCGAGAUGGUGAUUGCGAACUUGACUUUUCCGAAGAGGGAGGAGCAUCUGGUUACUUUCCAAAGUUCGGCGGUGAAGACUCAGAUUGAUUACCUUCUCCUCAGAAGGUGUGAUAGAGGUUUGUGCAAGGAUUGUAAGGUUAUCCCAAGAGAGACCCUCGCGACUCAGCAUAGGCUCUUAGUGAUGGACGUCGGCAUUAUGAUGAAGAGGAAGAAGAGGUAUGCUCAUGGCCGACCGAGGAUUAGAUGGGGAGCUUUAACCAAGGAUAAUGCCCAGGAGUUGGAUGGGAGGUUAUCCGCUAUGGGAGCUUGGAGACGCGAGCACUAUGUGGUCAACGAUGGCGAACUAUGCGAGGGAGGCGGCAAGAGAGUCCAAGGUAAAGUGGAGGCGAAGAAGGUAGCGUACACGAAGUUGGCAGGAAGCACAAGCGAGGAGGAGAGGAGAGCGAAUAGAGAGAGGUACAAGGUGGCAAGGAAGGAGGCAAAGUUGGCGGUCACGGAGGCUAAGAAUGCAGCGUUUGGCCGCCUAUACGAGGAAUUGGGGGAGAAAGGCGGGGACAGGAAGUUGUUUCGGCUGGCUAAAGCGAGGGAGAGGAAGGCCCGGGAUCUGGACCAAGACGAAGAGGAUGCCGGAGGAGUGGAGGUCGAGUACAGUAGUACCGUUGUACAAGAACAAAGAUUUCCUGCCUGUGGCCCCGUCCAACUGCUGGGCCCUAAUUCCUGCUGGCCCAGAUUGGCUCCUAUGAUUGUGUUGCUAGGUUGUGGCCCUGACAGCUGUGCAGCACUUGUCUUUGUUGGCAGAGGGUGGCUGCCAUGA